Molecule: messenger RNA, 315 nt
Organism: Adineta ricciae
Lineage: Eukaryota; Metazoa; Rotifera; Eurotatoria; Adinetida; Adinetidae
Source: the annotation of a GenBank genome assembly
AUGCAAUCAUUCAGUGUCUACUGCUUAUUAUUAUGCAGCAUGAUUAUCUUUGCUGCACAUCAAAUCAAUGCAAUGGAAACUGAAGACAGAUUGGUCACGGAAGUUCCAUCAAAAGUCGACUUUGAACAUACUACCGUAAAAACAUGGCCACUACCCGAAAAAGUUCAUGAAAAACGCGGAUCUAUUGCUGCCGCUGCCGUUUCAGGUUCAGGCUCACGUAGACCUGCUCGAGUUCGAGUCAACAGACCAUCCAAUAUCCAAUGCGCUAAUGGUGUUGUUACUAUUACCGAUGGUCAAAUCACAUGUGGCAAAUAA